Messenger RNA from Epithele typhae, 2181 nucleotides. Its product is annotated as P-loop containing nucleoside triphosphate hydrolase protein. Gene Ontology annotation, biological process: DNA replication initiation; mitotic DNA replication checkpoint signaling. The transcript has 12 exons. The record is from RefSeq and is a predicted model, not a curated record. Gene Ontology annotation, cellular component: nuclear origin of replication recognition complex. Gene Ontology annotation, molecular function: chromatin binding; DNA replication origin binding. NCBI's taxonomy places the organism in Eukaryota, Fungi, Basidiomycota, Agaricomycetes, Polyporales, Epitheliaceae. Bases 1 to 2181 code for a protein of 726 amino acids.
AUGAAUACCCCGCAGACCCCUCGCAGGAGUGGUCGACGCGGAGCAGGACAGCCAGGCUUUGCCGUCUCCUCAUGGCUCCCUACAUCCCACUCCGACGUCAUCCCCUCCGUCCAUCUAUAUUCUCGCCCUGCUUGCCCAGAGGACCUCCUGGCGAUCGAAGACGCUGAAGAGCUCGCCUUGGAGAACUGCAAAGCCCACUUCUACCCCUCAUUCUCCCGCCAGACCACCCGCCGUGCCAAUACAAGAACGUACGGCAAGGAAAGCCUCCCCAAGGACACCAGUGGCGAUAACGACGCGAUAUUCAGCGUGGGCGACACCGUGCUCGUGAAGACGAUCAGCAAGUAUCCAUACCCCAGCGUCGGAGUGAUCGUGGCCGUAUGGAACCAUUCACCCCUGCGCGUACGUGUCCAUUGGUUCUGUCGUCCGCGAGAACUUCCUCCCCAUCGUGCGAAGCGAGAGUUUUGCGAGAACGAGGUGCUCUACAUCGUCGACAUGACGAACACCGUGCCCUCAUCCGCGAUCAUCUCCUGCUGCACGGUCUCUUCCUCCUCUUCUGCAGUGAUCAAAGAGCCCGUGGACGAUGCGAUGAACGACUUCUUCUUCUGCCGUCUCGCCGUGAACACCGCCCGGGGCUUCCAUGAGUCUGCGGUGCAGACGAGCUCUGAGACGUGGCCGAAUGACGACGCUUGGACGCUGAAACCCGCGCCGGAACCUCUGCACCGCAGCAAAGACGAUGCACCUCGACGGAACCGCGGUCACCCACGCAAGCGUCGUCGCCUGGCCCCACCCGAGCCCGACGUCGAGUCUGAGGCACCAUGCUCCGCGGACACCCUCACGUCGCAAACGCGGCGCGGCCCACGGACUCCUCGCACGCCAAAGACGCCACGGACACCGCGCCGACCACGGAUCGACCGGGCGUCGCUCGCGCAUCCGACCCCACACUCAAAGGCGGCGCUCAAGCGGCGGAAGAAGACGGCGCUGGCGGUGCGUCCGCCCCCGCCUGCGGAGGGAACGUUGGAGCUCGCGCUCGCGCGGGGACUGGAGGGCGACGGGUGGGAGCGGGCGAUGCAUGUGCUGCACGUCGCCGCACGGCCGGGGGCGCUGCCGUGUCGGGAGACGGAGUAUGGACGAGUGUUGAGGGCAGUGGAGGAGCUGUUGGAGGAGGGAAGCGGCGGGUGCAUCUACAUUUCUGGUGUGCCGGGGACUGGGAAGACUGCCACGGUGCAUGCAGUAGAAGCCAAUCCUUUCUCGUACGUCGAGAUCAACGGCCUGAAGAUACCUGAGCCAGCCGCCGCGUAUGGUCUCCUUGGGAGGCGGUUUAUGGGACACAUGAAGAUUGGGUCGAAGGAGGCUCUGCGACACCUCUCGCGGCAUUUUAUGAGCGGACAUCGGGUUGGACCGUCUGGAGGGCACGCAUGGUGCCGUCGUCUGAUGGACGAAUUAGACCAACUGAUGACGGCGAAGCAGGACGUGGUGUACAACUUCUUCAACUGGCCGACUCUGGCCGGUCGCGUUCGCAGUCGUCUUGGGAUGAUCCGCAUCAACUUCCAGCCCUACACCACUCCUCAACUGGAACAAAUAGUCAAAGCGCGGCUGGCGGCGGCGGCGGCCUCCCUGCCUGCGGGCACGCCCGCGGUGCUCGCCCCCGACGCGGUCAAGUUCGCGUCGAUGAAGGUGGCAUCGAUCAGCGGGGACGCGCGGCGGGUGCUUGACAUCUGCCGGCGGGCGGCGGAGCUGGUGCGACCGGCACGGCGCACGGCGCGGACGGAGGACGUGAAGGAGGUGAUCAAGGAGAUGCAGAACUCGCCGACGGCGGCGUACCUGCGUGAGCUAUCGUUCCACGAGCGGGUGAUGCUCGCUGCGCUGGUCAAGUGCGUGCGGAAGGAGGGCGUGGAGGAAAUACAGUGGGGCAUGCUGCAACGCCAGCAUACGCUCUUGCAGAACUUACUCGCGACGGACAGUGGGGACGACGACUGUUCGCGCCGUCUUGGUGCGAGCGAGUUCUGGUUGGUGCUGGACUCGCUCCUGGCGUCGCACGCGGUGAUCUGCGAGAACGGGGCGGUGGUCGCGCGGAAGGCGGAGAACGAGCGGCGUGUGGCCCUCAACCUGGAGUACGCGGAGGUGGAGCGUGUGCUGGGCGAUGUUGGCGGUGCGAAGUGGCGCAACGCGUUGAAUGUCUGA